Solea senegalensis (Senegalese sole) is the source of this 3988-nucleotide messenger RNA. Its product is annotated as mastermind-like protein 2. Gene Ontology annotation, biological process: positive regulation of transcription of Notch receptor target; Notch signaling pathway. Gene Ontology annotation, cellular component: nuclear speck; nucleoplasm. NCBI's taxonomy places the organism in Eukaryota, Metazoa, Chordata, Actinopteri, Pleuronectiformes, Soleidae. The coding region runs from base 639 to 3392 and encodes 917 amino acids. The transcript is spliced from 5 exons. Gene Ontology annotation, molecular function: transcription coactivator activity. The record is from RefSeq and is a predicted model, not a curated record.
UCACAGACAGAGAGAGAGAGAGAGAGGGAGAAAGAAAAAAAGAGAAAAUGCCGUGAGUCUUGAAGUUUCGAGAGGUUCUGUGUGUUUGUACAUUCCUCUACUUUGUAUUCUCCGCUGGCUGCGGUGCUGUUUAAUGACUGCUUUAAUGGCACAUUGGAGGGAAAGUACGCUUAAAGAAAAUGGGAUACAAUGAAGUGAGGGCUUCGUGUUGAAUUUAAUUAAUCUGUGAGCAGAGGUCGAGUUGUUAGAAGGAGGAGUGGAGUCUAAUCCAGCUGUGAGUUUCAUGUUUGCAAAUUAUUGCCCUUUUAAUGGUUAUUACUCUAAUUAAAUACUAUAAUAACACUCCAGAGGAAGAAAUCACUAGUAUAGUUCUGUUACACUAGGACUCUUUUAUUCCCUUAUAAUUGACUUUAUUCGUUUUACUUUAUAGUAAAAUAUUUAUUAUUAUAAUAACAAUAUUUAUCAGUUUGAUGAGAUAAUUGUUAGCACAGCAUCACUUCUGUCUCCACUGAGCUUGUAGAUAUUUUGAUCCCACAUGGUUUCAUAGUCGCUUCCAUACGCACUGUUUUCUUCCAUGCCCUUAAAUACUGUGGUCCAUUAUCAGCUCCGUGGACCUCACUCACUAAACUUGGCCGGGCAUGGGAGAAGCGACCCCCGCUCAGUCUGCUUCAGGCCCCUUCGUACCCAUGUUGGGUGUAGGUUUAGGAGCCAUGCCCGGUGGGGUCGCCAGUGGGCCCGUGGUGGCCCCAACCAGGGGCUCCGCGGUGCCACAGCUGCACAACGCCAUCGUGGAGCGACUCCGCGCCCGCAUUGAGCUGUGCAGGCGGCACCACUCCACCUGCGAGAACCGCUACCAGAGGGGUCAGGCCGAGAGCUCGGACCGGGAGCACGAAAGUACGCUUCACCUGCUCAACAUAGUCCACCAGGGGCCCGGGACCCGCAAGUCAAAGGGCGGACGUGGGGCGAACCAGCAGCAACCUCCAGAGUACAGCAGGUCCAACGGGGAACUGAAGGGCGCCGACGGCGAGCAGAAGAUUUCCACGCGCAUAGCGCUUCAAGGAUCAUUGCGACGGAAGAUCGAGGGACACGCUCCGGGACACGUACAAAAGCAGAAUGGACUCUCCUGCGUUUUCUCUGGAUCAGACUUUAAGAGGGUUCGCGUGGACAGCGGCGGUCUGGGACAUGGGCCUUGCAACCAUAACCUGACCCAGUCUCACUCUCUUCAAGGAUCAUCAACCAUGGGGAUGCAGGGGAAAAAUUACAUGAUGCCCCACGGAGUGAGAUCAGAUAUAUUCAACAUGACCCUUAAAGAAAUGAAAAAGGAGCCCAUCGAGGUGCCGUCAUGUGGUCAGUCGAAUGCGGAGAUGAUUUUUGAUUUUAAAGAUGAAAGUGGUGGUCAGAUUGACCCAGAACUCCAGGAUCUGUUUGAUGAGCUGACAAAGACGGUGCCCCCUCUGAAUGACCUGGAGUUUGAGAAGAUGCUGAAACAGGAUGAUACAUUCGGUUUGGAUCUAGGUCGGCCAAACUCAGCGGGCGCAGCGGCUAAUCUGUGUUCCCCGAUGGAGAAGCAGAUUAAGACGGAGCACUCCCCGGAUUUUGGCCACGUCCACGGCGGCUCGGCGCAGCUUCGACCUGCCUCCGCGGGGCCCUCUUUCACGCUGACCAGCACGUCCUCUACCACCACGUCACAGAAAGCUAGCACGCAGGCAGGACACCCCAGAGCCAUGCCCUGCUGGCCAGAAAUAUCUCACGCAGAGCAGCUGAAGCAGAUGGCAGCAAACCAGCAGCAGCCGAACACUCUGCUCCACCACCACCACCAACCACCACCUGUGGGACUGUCUAGCUGGGCUCCUGCCAUGAGCAACCACUCAUCCACCAGCACCUUUCCCCAGGAUAAGGUCUCUAAUUCGGCCCCGAUUAGCCAGCAGAGAAUCGGCCCCCAGAAUAAAGGGAUCAACAACUGCCUCUUCAAGUCAAACGGGCAUGCUGGCUCCUCCCAUCAUUUGGACAUGAAGGGUCUUAGCACCAAGCCCACGUUGCACUUCAGCCCCAAGGCACCGCAUUCUGCCAAUCAGCCGAUGUCGAUCAUGGCGAGCCCGGUGAAUAAAACCUCAGCCCAGCAGCAGCAGUCACCUUCAACCUGCCAGAAUCCGCCACACUCAGCUCUCCACUUCCAGAACCAACAGAUCUCCACAUCAGCGGCCCUGUGUCACCAAGCCAAGCCUGGUCCUGCUGGGCUGCCAUUCAAACUGUCACAGCAGCGACAGGGUGUUCCUCCUGGUCCGAGGCUGCCCAUUAAUGGAAGCAUGGGAGUCAUGUCAGCCCAGGCACAGCCACGGGCCUCGGCUCCCAGCAACCAGCACAAAGGCCCCGCCAAGCCUCCAGCCAUGCAGAGACAACUGAACCAACAACAGCAACAUAACAUCAGCAACUCAGACAAAGACACCGCUCAUGAUCAGUUCAGCCGCCAUCUCACGAGACCGCCACCGGAUUAUAAGCAGUCAAGAAGUAUGGUCGGACUUAAGCAAGGAAAUAUCUUCACAGGUCAAAACUCCUCACCUUCCACCAGCAAUGGUCCAGAGAAUGACCUUCAACCCAUGUCUUGUCACCUCCCAAGUGGGCCUGGUUCAAAGAUGAAUCCUUCACCAUCGGAGCGCAGAUUCGGUCUGGGGACCGACUGUCAUCCGACGCCGUGUAUUGGCCAAUUCCAGCAGCACAACAGUCCGAAUCAAAUUGGACUGAACCAACACAAGCCAAGGUUCCUGGGACCGAACACGCAAGGCGGCUCCUUUGGGAUGAACAAUGUAGCAGGUGUGCAGCAUCCGAGAACGACAGCUGAAUUGCAUUCCUCCGGAGUGCCCGGGCAGGGUCUCAGCAGCUUGAUGACAAAUGUCAACAUGGGUUGGGGCUCGGCCAACAAGCAAGUGACAACUGGACUCGGUGUAAGGCGUUUACCCAACCCUCUACAGUCACAGGGAGGGCAGCUGGACAUGCCAAGCCAUCCGUACCAACAGAGGCACGUCGGCCCUCCGAACCAAGUAGCACCAGACGUAGGGAGGCUCCCUCUUAACCCGACAUUAAGAGACACGGGCCCAAGACCGAGCCAGCCAAUCAUGGGCUCUCCAUCAGCUGUGGGAAACCUGAACCAGGCAUCUCCUGAACAGAGGGUACCAGCGGGAAACUUUGCUGAGCCCAGUCCCAGUUCCGCCAGCUACCACCAGAACAACAGAGCCAACCGCGUGACCUUUGACUUCCUACCUGAGGGAGACAACACAGUACCUGGCAUCAACACAGACUCAGACUUCAUAGACUCCCUGCUCAAGUCUGACUCUGGCAACGAUGACUGGAUGAAAGACAUAAAUUUAGACGAGAUUCUCGGCAGUCACUCGUGAAUUGUGAGGCGGAACCUUUUUGUAAAUAAUGAUAAAAAACGGAAUUUUAUAAACUCAUGACCUUUGUUAUCCACGUAUACUGUAUUGAUUUAUAUUGUAUUUACUGUGAAAAUAAAUUUUGUCUUAUGUCAUUAGUAUUCAGCAUAUUUUGUUCCUGGUAUAUUGUCCAAAAAAAAAAAAGCCUUUCUUUGCAGUCACUGUAGUUAUUAUGGUCUGUCAUAUUCAAGCUGUAGUGCUGUCAUGUAAAGUAAGAAACACCAAAUUCACACUGUGAGAAGAAAACGUUGCCGUGUCGCUUCGAAGUUGAGCUGAAUCUCUAUCUACUAUAGCAUGAUAUGGUAUUUACCUUCGGUUGUGUUGCUACCACACACACACACGCACACACACACACACGCACACACACACACAGAAUCUUUCCACAACUCAUUUUUGGUCCAACUUUACUGUUCAAGCUUUUUUGAUCUGUGGUAGUUUUUGAUGCAGUUUAAAUAAUGUAACCAUAUUUUCAUGUGAUAUUUAAUAAUUAUUGGGAUAGUAUGAAAACAUUAUUAUACAUGCAAUUAAUGAAAAUUGAUUUGAAUAAAGUGUUGCCUUAG